Messenger RNA from Tarenaya hassleriana, 3769 nucleotides. Its product is annotated as polyadenylation and cleavage factor homolog 4. The record is from RefSeq and is a predicted model, not a curated record. Gene Ontology annotation, biological process: termination of RNA polymerase II transcription. Bases 328 to 3249 code for a protein of 973 amino acids. The transcript is spliced from 8 exons. Gene Ontology annotation, molecular function: mRNA binding; RNA polymerase II complex binding. Lineage: Eukaryota; Viridiplantae; Streptophyta; Magnoliopsida; Brassicales; Cleomaceae. Gene Ontology annotation, cellular component: mRNA cleavage factor complex; cytoplasm.
UUUCUGCCAUUAAAAUCCCAAUUCCAACCCUAAAUCAAUCGAUUUUCUCUGCCGGUGACGCCGAUUCGGAGCUUUCCGGCUCCUCUGUCAUAUAAUAUCGUCGAGAUUCACUGUUAAACUCCCAAUUUCGUCUUAUACUUAGGGUUUAUGAAAAAUUUGUAGCUCUAGUUGUUUGCUGUAUUGUUUUCAGCGGUUUUGUUCCUUGUAACGAGUUUUUUUCCCCGCUUCUUUGGAUGUAAUGAGGGUUUUAAUUGUUGUAGCAAUUGAUCCUGCGAGAAUUAGGGUUGGAUUUUAGGGCCCUUUCGUUGAGUUUUCUUGUUCCUUUGUAUGGUUAUUGAAAUGGAGAAUUCACGUAGAUCGUUUGAUAGAUCCAGAGAUCUCGGUCCGAUCAAGAAACAGCGCUUGACCGAGGAAGCGAUUCGGCCUCCGAACCCAAAGACUCGGCAGUUUCUGACGCAGAGACCGAACGGCUCAGUGUCCGUACCCCCGGCGCCGAGGCUUCGACCCGGAGGCAGAGAGGCGGGUACCAAUAGCGUUGACCCGAGCCGAAGCAUACGUCAGCCGCAGCCUGUGAACACGCACCACGAGCUGUUGAGCCAGUACAAGUCGGCACUGGCGGAGCUUACUGUCAAUUCGAAGCCCAUAAUAACGAACCUGACGAUAAUCGCGGGAGAGAAUCUUCAUGCUGCGAAGGCCAUCGUAGCCACGAUUUGCAACAACAUCCUCGAGGUACCAGAUGAUCAGAAACUACCGUCAUUGUACCUGUUAGACAGCAUUGUGAAGAAUAUUGGAAGGGAUUACAUUAAGUACUUUGUUGCAAGGCUACCAGAGACAUUCAUCAAGGCAUAUAGACAAGUUGAUCAUCCUAUGCAUUCUAGUAUGCGGCAUCUUUUUGGAACCUGGAAAGGAGUCUUUCAUCCACAGACACUUCAGAUUAUUGAGAAAGAACUUGGCUUUAAUCCUAGAAGUGAUAGCUCGCCGUCUGUUGUAGCCACAACCAGAGCUGACCCAUCAUCUCAGCGCCCAACUCAUAGCAUUCAUGUGAAUCCCAAGUAUCUAGAACAACAGUGUCUACAACAAUCGGGCAGGGCAAAACGAAUGGUUACUGAUGUUCCUGGUAUCAUAUCCAACUCUGCUGGGGAUUCAGAUAGACUGGAGAGAAUUUUGAGCUUAGCAGCUGGGGGUUCAUGGGUUGAUCCAUCUGCUAAAUCAAAUAACAUUCGAAGACCUCCAAGGGAAUCACUUAGUGAACCUCUUUAUGAGAAAGAUAUCACAUCAAUUCCUGGUGAAUAUGAUUAUGCUUCUGAAUUACCACAGCACUCUAGAUUGGGAAACAAGAAAAUCGGUUCAAGGACUACAGCUGAAGGGCAUGAUAGGCAAUGGUAUGGAACUAUGGGCAGUGUUCCUGAGAUGAUUUCUGGCCAGAGGAAUGGGUUAAACACCAAAGGCAGAAUUUCCAGAUUGUCAAAUUCUGGUCCAAGUGGUCCUGGUAGAAGUAAUAUCAGCGUGUCUAAUAGUUGGAAAAACUCCGAAGAAGAGGAAUUUAUGUGGGACGUGCAAUCGAGAUUUUCUGAAACUGAUGUAACCAAUAUCAACCCGAGGAAUGAACCUUGGGCACCAGAUGACUCAGAGUCUGAAAAUCCCCUUUUGAGAUCAAAUGAACUUCCAGACGCAGGGUCAAGGUUUGAGCUGGAUAAUUCAACCGGAUCAUUUUCAAGUGAGCAAAAAGAUCGAAAUGCAUAUGGGUGCGGGGUACCUUCUCCAAGGUCGUUGCAAGAUAGUCUUAUCCAGCAUAAUUCUGAAGAUUAUUCUUCCAUCGUUGGGCUGACCUCUACUGUUACGAGAAAAGGGAUUCAGCCUCGACCUGUUCCAGCUCCUGUUAGGGCCUCAGGUUCCGGAAUUUUGCCACACUCAGGAUCUGGAUCAGAUAGACAGUCACUAUUACACGAUUCAGAUUCAGUACAGACUUUGGCCAAGCAAGAUUUUAGGAGAACUACUUCCCUUCCUCAACGUGGUGAUCCUAGGGCUUUGAGGUUUCCAGUGAAGCAUCAAAGUAUCACCAGGGAUGAUCCUGUGCGAUCCCUAUCUUCAGGUAGUCAGUUUAGGAAUCAAGAUAGGCCUGAACUACCUGAUGCUCCAGGUGUUUCACCACAUCAUGUUACUUCAGAAGCUUCAAGCCAGUUGAACAUGAGCAAUCUACUGGCUGCGGUCAUGAAGAGCGGAAUUCUUUCUAAUAACUCUACUAGUGGUGCAUCAAAGGAGGAGGAGAAGCUGAAAUUGCAAUACCUCUCCACAGUCUCUAGGCCUAUGACGGUUGGUCCAUCAUUGCCAAACUCAGUGGCCAACGAGGAUCCAUCGGCUCGUUUAAAAGUUGGGAAGCCCUUGCCAUCGCCUGGUUCAUGUUCAUCGUCUCCUGCUAUUGCUACAGCAACUCAGACUUCGGAUGAGAAUAUAAAGGCCUCAAAUCCUAUAUCGAGCCUCUUGAGCUCCUUAGCUUCAAAGGGUUUGAUAUCAGCCUCGAAGACAGAGUUGCAAUCCCUCUCUCGGUGCCAGGUUCCUUCUGAAUCACGGGACCAUAGCCCAGAUCAUUCUACCAAUAGCUCUAUAUCUGCAACUGCUGUUCCAUCAGAUAUUAAGCCAGAGGCUUCGAUGAACAAGGGUCCAUCCGCAGGACCUAAAGCGAAAGGGCCUGCUUCACCAUCUGAAACAACAAGAUUGGAUUCGGAAGACCUCGUAGGACUGCAGUUUAGGCCAGACAAAAUCCGGGAAUUUCACCCCUCAGUGAUCAAUAGUCUCUUUGAUGGCCUUCUGCAUCACUGCACCUCAUGUGGCAUUCGCCUGAAACUCAAGGAACAGCUUGAAAGGCACGCAAAGGUGCAUGAUGAGAAGAACAUGAACAAAAAAUCACGAGUUUGGUAUCCAAAGGCUGAUGAUUGGGUGGCAGGAAAACCUGGGAAGCUGGAACCUGAUCUUGCAAAAGUUCAGAGAGAGCCUGAGGCAAUGGAGGAGGAUGGUCCAGCAGUCCCUGCUGAUGAGAAUCAAUGUGCAUGUAUUUUGUGCGGAGAGAUGUUUGAGGACUAUUUUAGUCAAGAAAUGGAUCAAUGGAUGUUCAAGGCGGCGGUUCACCUGACCAUUCCUUCAGCCAAUAUUGCGGCCAAGGGUCUCAUAGUGCAUGCCAAUUGCUUGACCGAUAAUUCAAUGCAGGAAUUGGCCAUUGUGAGUGCCAUAAAAGAGGAAAACGAUGUCUAGCCCAUUCGGAGGUGAAGAAUCUACACCAAAGGGCAUUUGCCAUUGGUGGUGUGACUGCAGAAGAUACAGGUUUGCCGUUCCUUUGAAUCCUCGUGAUCCCCAUGAUGCUAAUUUUGUAAAAAAAAGAAUGUCCCGAGCCUCGGUUUGGAAAGAUGUGCUGUGUUCCCUGUAAUUUUCAAUCUGAUAGAAAUACACAAAAGGGUAUUUUUUUUCCAAAACUCAGUCUCAUUUCCUAGCAUGUCUGAACUGAACCAUCUCGUGAACCAGCUUCUGCCGUAAUGAGUGUGAGGAAGUCAACUCCCUUUGAAAAUUUUCCGCCUUUAGAACUGAUGAUGUUUCCCAUGAAAGGAGGCUGUUUUGUUUUGCCAGCCUAAUGUUUGCUUGAAUCUUGGUUCUGUUUGCUCUAUGUUUCUUGUGGUAUUUGGCUGUUUCAUGUUUCACUUUCCUCUGUUCCAUAGCAUUUGUCACUUGGAAUGAAUUAUCCUUUUUGAUCCACAGUGUCUAUGUGGUGGUUUUAUUU